Molecule: messenger RNA, 546 nt
Organism: Helianthus annuus (common sunflower)
Lineage: Eukaryota; Viridiplantae; Streptophyta; Magnoliopsida; Asterales; Asteraceae
Product: stress response protein NST1-like
Exons: 3
Coding region: 1-546 (181 amino acids)
Source: RefSeq, a predicted model, not a curated record
AUGGAGAAAGAAUAUGAAGAAGCAAAGAAUUAUGGAAGGUACGACAAGAAACGAGAAUGUUAUCUCAACAGCAAAGGUGAACCAGUUGUCCAUCGAAAAGAAGUGGUGUUUAACGACGUUCUUGCAGUAAUCCCUCUAUCCGGCGAGUACUAUUCAAAGGUUGCGAAAGAUAAAGAUUAUGUGAAAAAGCUGGAUAAAAUCAUCAGAGAUGUCAUGACAGCAAGUCUAAGACAGAGAGAUGAAGAGAGGAUGAAGAAGAAUGUUGAAAGUUUGGUGGAUGAACUGAAGCAGAUUGCAGAAGAAAAGAAAGUGGAAGAUGAUCUAAAGAAGAAAGAAGAAGUUGACGAGAAGCUUGAAAGAUCGGUUGAAGUGAUCGAUGGUGAUGAUGCUGCUGAGGAAAAACAAAAGAAAGAAGCAGAUCAGAAGCAGACUGAAGAGAAAGCCGAAAUGCCAAUCAGUGAGGUGUUCCAGAAAAAGGAUGAUUGUCAAAAGGAGUAUCAGAGUAGCCUGGCACAACAAGAGGAGGUUGCUGGUCCCUGCGUCUGA